Molecule: messenger RNA, 1023 nt
Organism: Adineta steineri
Lineage: Eukaryota; Metazoa; Rotifera; Eurotatoria; Adinetida; Adinetidae
Source: the annotation of a GenBank genome assembly
AUGUUGUUACGUGCUGUUGAUGUUCUCGACAUUUAUGUUGAACCAUUCAUUCAUUCUGGUUUCCGGUUACCAAAUCAACCUUAUUCAUAUUACUAUCGAUCACUUUUUUCUUUACAUAAUGAAACAUUGUCUGUAUGGAUUCAUUUACUUGGUACAUUCAUUCUAAUUCAACAAAUCUAUCAACAUAUUAUCUAUUUAUCAAAUGAAUCAUAUUCAUCAGUUAUAUAUAUUUAUAUUAUUUAUAAUUGUAUCGGAGCUUGUAUAAUGUUAUUAUGUUCAGCUCAAGCACAUUUAUUACAUUCGCGAACAGUUGCCGAUCAUAUACGUUCAUUUUAUCUUGAUUAUUUUGGUAUUAAUUUUUAUGGUAUUACAUCGGGUAUUGUACUUCGACGAUUUUCACAUAAACAAAUUAAUAUGAAUAUAAAAAUCGCAAAAGAAUCUAUUUCGAAUGAUGAACCAUAUUAUUUAAUAUUAGGUCUAUUAUCUUUAUAUUCAUUGUCAAUCGCUUGUUUUUGUAAAACAUUCUAUCGUCGACCGUAUCCAUUUUCUCAUAAGUUUCUCCAAUGUUCUGGUGUUUUAACUGUUUAUUUCUAUCAAAUUUGGCCAGUUUUAAAAAAUUUAUUUUCAAAUUUUAUCUUCUAUUCCAAUGAAAAUGAAUUAUUUGAAUCCGAACAAAAAGCACUUUAUUGGCAUCUUAUACAAUUUAGUUCAUUUAUUUUAAGUGGUUUAAUAUUUGUUGGCAGAAUACCCGAACGUUUUUGUCCCGGUUCGUUUGAUCUUUUUGGUCAAUCACAUCAUGCUUUUCAUUUAACUAUAUUUCUUAUGGCUUAUAGUCAAACAAAUGCAGUUUUUGAAGAUAUGCGUUCUAAAACGACGAAUAUUACAGAUUUAAAUUAUUUCAAAGAUAUUUUAUAUACUAUAAUAAUUCUUAUUUUACAGUUGCUUACAGUUAGUUUGUGGUUUCGUAUUAGUCGGCCGACUAUUGAACAACGAUAUGAAGUAGAAUUAAAAAAACAAUUGUAG